Messenger RNA from Ooceraea biroi (clonal raider ant), 2548 nucleotides. RefSeq lists its product as uncharacterized. Gene Ontology annotation, molecular function: ubiquitin binding. Lineage: Eukaryota; Metazoa; Arthropoda; Insecta; Hymenoptera; Formicidae. The record is from RefSeq and is a predicted model, not a curated record. Gene Ontology annotation, biological process: proteasome-mediated ubiquitin-dependent protein catabolic process.
GUAAAUGGCGUGAUCGAAGAAGAGAGUGAACUCAUCGAUAUGCUAACGAAACAGUUGCACCUAGCCGAGUCGCAAAUGCGAAGGAUGCAGUCCGUCCUUAUAAAAGCCGAGGAAGGAUUGCGAAACAAAGAUCAGGAGAUUGGGCGCUUAAAGCGGAAGGUCAAAGACUGGGAAACGAAGUACAGAAAUCAGGAGCUCGCGCGCAAGAAAGAGCAACAAAGCCAGGCUAAUAAUUCCGAAUACUUUUAUCAACGAUGUUUAAUACUAGAAAACAAAAUCGUCGAAAUGGAGAAAUUCUUGACUGAUUACGGGCUGAUAUGGGUGGGCGAUACAAAAUAUCCGGCGAAUGCAAACGGCGCUAGCAAUAAUUAUAUCGACGCCUGUUACGAUCAGCUAGUUGCGAAUAUCGAUCAGUUGAAUUUAGCCGCAGGGAAAGGCGAAGUUCAUGUUCAUCAUAAUGAGAAGGGAGGAGGAGCGAUUUUUAAAACUCCUUCGUGUAUGGCAAUAAAAUUUUAUAAAAAUGGUAUGACCGUCAAGGGAGGAGCGUUGCGAUCUUAUGAUGAUCCGACUACGAGCUCGUUUAUUCGCGAUAUUUUAGAUGGAUAUUUUCCAUCUGAACUGCAAAAAGAAUAUCCCGAUGGAGUGCCCUUCAUGGUAGAAGAUUGUAGAAUAGAGUUAUACGCAGGCGAUUCCUUUCCUGGUCAGGGAUAUCGGUUGGGAAAGCAUUCUCCAGUAGAUAACUUGUUAUCGACGAACUUGCACAGGUCAACUAACAUCCUUCAAAGAUCUGAGCGUGUCAUCCUUUCAUUAAAAGAUAACACUAGUACUUCCGAGAACAUACCGCUUUUACCGCUUCCAACAAACCGGUAUUAUUAUAUACUGCAUUUUUAUUCUUCCUUUAGUAAUUCAUUGAAACCCAGAAGUUCUUCGGAAACCUCCUCUCUUGAUUUAUUCUCUCUGAGGUCGCAGAUCUUGGCUUCACACAAUAAUGCUUGCUCUAGCUCUCACCUUCAGUCUCAUAUUAACGCUGAAUUAGCACGUAACAGUCGACGUAAAAAGAGGGAAGUGGCCACGAAGAAUACAGAAUACGAUAUGUUAAAUGGACAAUCUCCCAAGUCGAGAGACAUCUUGAGACUUUCAAGUAGCAGCCGAACAAGAUACAACAGUUCUACCGAUAGAUCGUUACCGAGAUUUCCUCCCAGGUAUCAGCCGGAGACUAUCGGAAGUCGCCUUCGUCCACGUUCGAGAUCCACUAGUUUGUCCGGAAGACGACCGGGCGUGCAAUCGGUAUUACGACCAAAAGCGUCGAGCACGGCGGAAAUUAAUAAUGGCGAGCAAAAAAAGCUCGUCAAUCCUACUGCCGGGUCUUCCGCGACGAAGCAUCCUCGUGGUUCGAAAUCGGCUACUUGCGCGAGCAAGAGCACGAAUCCACUCAUGCGUGAUCAAUUUGGAAAACAUGUAUUUCGUUUUCAGCCUCCGCUGUUGCAUCAGAUUAACGAGGCGACUAGAAAACCUGGGGAGCUGCGGUUGAAAGUUAGGUCAUUAACUGGUAGCACUGUGUUCCUGGUGCACAUAUUUGCCGAUGAAUCGGUUGCAAAAUUAUACGAAUUGCUUGAUAAAGCUAUGCAAACAUCUGGGCACAGGGGAUACAAAGUAGUAUUGAGCGGAUAUUUGCCGAAACGAUUGGAACGUGAAGACAGAUCGUUAAAGGAUAACGGAAUUAGCAGAGACUGCGUUCUCCAUCUUGUAAAUGACUGAAUGUUCACUCGUUCAUGCAACUAGAUCUCAUGUCAAUGCCUCAUCAAUGUGUCACGUUAAACAUACUGGAAAAAAUUGUAAAUUUGGAAUGUUCAAUACAUAAAUUUGUAACUACGUGGAUUUGCUAAACGCGCGUGAGCGUUUUAUAUUUUAGGAGGAUACGUAUGUGAACCAUCUGACGAUCAAGUAGAUUUUAUCCUGAUAUGGUACAUGUUUUCCUUCCGUAUGGAUAAUUGCGCUAGCUAAAUAUAUAUUUCUUAGUUAAAUUUGCAUUGUACAUGAGAGGCCAAACGGUUCUCCGUUGUAAUUAACCUUAGACUGCACUGUUUCGUAGCUUGGACUUGCAAUUAGAGUGGAUUGAUUUAUGAUUCAGUUGUGGAUACUAUAAUAUAUAUACCGACACGCUAGUAUGUACCUAAAUAUUUGAAAAUAAAAUUGUAACUAAUAUUAUCUUAAAGAAAAGAUUUUGUUAUUGAUAUUGAUUAUUAAAAAUUUCGUGUUAUUGCUUUUUAUAUUUUAUAAAAUUGUUUUAUUAUUUUAUUUUAUGGCAAAUAUAUCUUCAUCUUAUCUGAUAAUAAAUUGGUGUCUAAUUUUAAAGUAGCAAAAUUUCAUAUGAAACAUAAUAUGUAUUAUAUUAAUAAUAAUAAUUCUUUUAAUUACUGCAGUGAGGUCAAGCUAUGUACAUUAAUAUUACAGAACGAUGUUAAUUACUACUUGUUAUUUAUAUCAUAUUAUAUUAUAUUCAUAUCAUAUUAUAUGUACAUUUUAGCUACUUUAUUUAUUCAACUGA